AUGGCUUGGCAGUUAAGUGCCCUUGUGAUGGCCAUAACCUGUUUGAUGUUAUGCCGAACAAGCGAGCAGUCCUCAGAAAGUGAGCUGCUGCAGCAGCUCAGGAAGCAGCUGGAGUACCCUAGGCAGCUGGAAGUCUGGAACAACCCAAGUGGCAACCCCUGCUACACUCAGCCCACUUCGGUGGUCACCGUAACGUGCGAGGGGGAUGCCGUUACGGAGCUCAAGAUCGUCGGUGAUAGGAUCACCAAGCCACCAAAGUUCAGUGGCUAUCCUCUUCCAAAUGUUAGCCUCUCUGAAGCCUUUGUUAUCGACUCAUUUGUCACUACGCUGACAAGGUUAACUACCUUGCGGGUUGUGAUCCUGGUGUCUUUGGGCUUAUGGGGCCCUCUCCCCGACAAGAUUCACCGGCUGUCUUCGCUUCAAGUGCUUGACCUGAGCUCAAAUUUUCUGUAUGGAUCGAUCCCUCCGAAGCUGUCAGCCAUGUCGAGGCUUCAGACCCUGACACUGGAUGGUAACUACUUCAAUGGAACUGUGCCAGACUGGUUUGGUUCGCUCUCGAACCUCACGGUCCUUCGUUUGCAGCGUAACCGGUUGAAGGGGUCAAUACCAGCAUCAGUUGGUAAAGCUACAAUGCUUACCGAGCUAGCUCUUGCUGGCAACAAUAUCUCAGGCGAGGUUCCAGCUUUGGGUAGUUUGGUAAAACUUGAGAUGUUGGAUUUGAGGGACAACGAGUUGGACGGAGAGCUUCCAGACAUGCCUACAGCAUUGGUGACAGUCCUGCUUAGCAAGAACUCAUUCAAGGGUGAAAUUCCUGAAAAGUUUGGUCAACUGAAAAGGCUCCAACACCUUGAUCUCUCAUUCAACUUUCUCGAGGGCAGUCCUCCUGAAGAACUCUUUGAUCUCCCAAACAUCAGUUACUUGAACCUGGCAGCAAACAUGCUCAGCGGAUCACUUUCGAGUAGUUUAACAUGCAGCAGCACCCUGGGCUUUGUGGAUCUGUCUACUAACCGAAUCACAGGUGACCUGCCUGCUUGUCUAAGCGCCAACUUGAAUAACAGGGUUGUUAAGUUUGACGGGAAUUGCUUUAGUGCUGACCCUGAACACCAGCAUGAGGCUAACUAUUGUCAACAACCUCAUAAGGGGGGAAGAUCAGGCAAGGAUGUUGGACUUGUGGUUACUAUUGUCGGUAUAGUGCUGAUUGUGCUUGUUCUUUCUCUUCUACUAAUGGCAUCAAACAAAAGAAACUGUCAGAGAGUUACAGCAGAACAACAGUUGCUGCAAAAGCAAAUGCAAGAUAAUUCGACUCCAGGAAUGUCCUCCGAACUGCUAGAAAGUGCAAGGUACAUAUCUCAAGCCGUGAAGUUUGGGUCGCAAAUAAUGCCCACACAUCGUGUAUUUUCUUUAGAAGAGCUGAAAGAAGCAACAAAAUGCUUUGAACGGUCAGCAUUUUUAGGCGAGGGAUCCAUUGGAAAGCUAUACAAGGGAAAACUAGAGAAUGGAACCGUGAUUGCGAUAAGAUGUUUGGCAUUGCACCACAGAUAUUCAAUAAGAAAUCUAAAGCUUCGAUUAGAUCUACUCGCGAAGCUUCGCCACCCAAAUUUGGUUUGCCUCUUGGGGCACUGUACUGACAACGCAGUUGAUGAGUCAAGUGUAAAAAGGGUCUUUCUUGUUUAUGAAUAUGUACCUAAUGGGACUCUGUCUUCUUAUCUUUCUGGCUCUACUCCUGAGAAAACACUGAAAUGGUGUGAUAGACUACAUGUGCUGAUCGGCAUUGCAAGGGCUGUUCAUUUCUUACAUACAGGAAUAAUUCCUGGUUCCUUGUAUAAUCGGUUGAAAACUUCUAAUAUUUUGCUUGAUGAACACCAUAUUGCAAAACUGAGUGACUACGGUUUGUCCAUAAUCACAGAGGAGAUAUACAAACAUGAGGCAAUAGGAGAAAGGCAGAGAUACAUACAAAAUAACGCUGAAGAAUUGGAAACUUUGCAGGAUGAUGUAUGUUCUUUUGGUUGCAUUAUACUUGAAGCACUUAUGGGCUCCAAAUUACAUAGAAAAGGAGAUCCUUUUAUUUUAAGUGAACUGCCAACAUGGGUUAUGUCUCUAUCAUGCCAGGAAGAGCGUGAGCACGUUCUGGAUCCGGUCGUGCUCGGGACCUCAUCGCAGGACUCACUGUCAAUGGUGGUCUCCAUCACGAUCAAAUGCCUAUCCGUUGAAUCCUCAACCCGGCCCUCCAUCGAAGAGGUUCUCUGGAACCUGCAGUACGCCGCGCAGGUCCAGGGGACGGCCGACGGCGAUCUGAGAUCAGAAGUUUCUUCGCAAGCCUGUUAG
Molecule: messenger RNA, 2325 nt
Organism: Triticum turgidum subsp. durum (durum wheat)
Lineage: Eukaryota; Viridiplantae; Streptophyta; Magnoliopsida; Poales; Poaceae
Source: the annotation of a GenBank genome assembly